GGCCGCGCGGGGCCGAAGCCCCAGCCCCGGCUGCUGGGCCUCGCUCCGUGAGGAGACAUGGCGGCCCUGACGACGGUGGUGGCGGCGGCGGCGGCAGCCACGGCGGGGGCGGGGGCGACGCCCGGGCCCGGCGCGGGAGCGGCGGCGUCUCCACAGAGCAAUAGCUAUCUGGGUGCCUCUGGUAGAAUUCGGCCUCAGCUGCAGAACUGGAAGCAGAAAGUUAGUCGCAUGAAGAGAGCAGAAUUCCUACGCACAGCAGAAAAAUUAAAAAAUCAGGUUAUUAUCAUAGAAAAAGAUAAGUACAGUCAUCUCUACAACCAAAAGAGUGACUUCAGAACUGAGCACAAUAUGCUGGAAGAAUUGGAAAACAAAUUGAUUAACAGCAGGAAAACAGAAAGAGCAAAAAUCCAGCAGCAAUUAGCCAAAAUACACAACAACGUCAAGAAGCUUCAGCAUCAGUUGAAAGAUGUGAAGCCCACCCCUGAUUUUGUUGAAAAGCUCAGAGAAAUGAUGGAAGAAAUUGAAAACGCAAUGAAUACUUUUAAAGAAGAGCAAAGGCUGAUAUACGAAAAGCUUAUUAAGGAAGAGAGAACCACUAACAACGAGUUGAGCGCCAUCUCACGAAAGAUUGACACUUGGGCUUUGGGGAAUUCAGAAACAGAGAAAGCUUUCCGCGCCAUCUCAAGCAAAGUGGCGGUGGACAGAGUGGCGGCCAGUACCCUUCCGGCGGAGGUGGUGGAGUUUGAAAAAUUCCUCCAGCAGACAGGAGGGCGCCUGGGGGGCUGGGAUGAGUGUGACCACCAGAACUUCCUGCGCAUCCGGAACAAGCACAGGGGGAAGGCCGCCUUCACGCGGGAGGCUCUGCAGCACCUGCCGGGAAGGACGCAGGAGGAGGUGGAGCUGCACGAGCAGUGGUUCCAGAAGUUCCUGGCCCUGGAAGAAAAGAAGAAAAAGUCUAUUCAGAAUUGGAAAACUAAAAAACAGCAAAAAAAGGAAGAACUCAUCAAGUUAAAAGAAAACCCAGACAUGGUGCCUGUUACUGCUUCUAACAAACCGGAAGAUCAUGAAAAGCACAAAGAGGAUCAAAGAAAGAGACAGAAAAUGGCGGUUGAAGCUUGGAGAAGACAGAAGAGCCUGGAGCUGUCGAUGAAGUCGGCCUCGCAGCUGAAAGAGGAGGAGGAGAGGGAGAAGCGGCAGCAAAGGGCACGCCAGCGCCAGCUCAAACUCAGACUCCUGCUGGAGAGUUACACCCAGCAGAAGAAAGAGCAGGAAGAGUUUCUGCGGCUUGAAAAGGAGACAAGGGAGAAAGCAGAAAAGGCAGAGAGAAAGAAAAUCGCUGCUGAUGAAAUUUCCAGGUUUCAAGAAAGAGAUUUACACAAACUCGAGUUGAAAAUUCUAGAUAGACUGGCAAAGGAAGACGAAAAGGCAGAAAAACAAAGAAGGCUGACCAAAUUAAAAGAAAAGGUUGAGAAUAAUGUCAGCAGAGAUCCCUCCAGGCUUUACAAAGCUACUAAAGGUUGGGAAGAACGAACCAAAAACAUAGGACCGACAGGCUCUGGGCCGCUUCUUCAUAUCCCACAUAGGGCAAUUCCAACCUGGAGACAAGGAAUGAAGGGAACCCCCUGA
Messenger RNA from Dipodomys spectabilis (banner-tailed kangaroo rat), 1626 nucleotides. It is a transcript of the gene Ccdc112, whose product is annotated as coiled-coil domain containing 112. NCBI's taxonomy places the organism in Eukaryota, Metazoa, Chordata, Mammalia, Rodentia, Heteromyidae. The transcript has 10 exons. Bases 58 to 1626 code for a protein of 522 amino acids. The record is from RefSeq and is a predicted model, not a curated record.